Messenger RNA from Lates calcarifer (barramundi perch), 5922 nucleotides. It is a transcript of the gene cfap65, whose product is annotated as cilia and flagella associated protein 65. Bases 162 to 5345 code for a protein of 1727 amino acids. The transcript has 35 exons. NCBI's taxonomy places the organism in Eukaryota, Metazoa, Chordata, Actinopteri, Centropomidae. The record is from RefSeq and is a predicted model, not a curated record.
UAGCUACCCAAACAAUCGCUCGUUGCCAUGGAAACGCUAUGGCCGACAAACUUUUUAAACCUAUUUCAGUGGCUGUUGCCCGCGGUGUUUUCACAACUCACCCGGAAUAAAUAGCCAUAACCCUGUUGAAAAGCACUAGUGUUUGACGUUUGAAAGAAGUCAUGUUAGCCGAGGCUCGAGGUACAGACCCUUUGGGCUCAGGAGCACCAUGGCAGCCCCCCACCAGCGAAAUGGAUAUCAAAGAUCCAGGGAAUCAUCACAGGCAACAGGGAAGAAAGCCCUUGCGACAGGCGUCCAGCAAAAGAAGCUACUUCUUAGGUUUUGAAACAAAGCCAGAGCUCAUCUGGGAGGACUGGGACCUGGGAAAAGAGUUCACAAAAACAUUAGUAUUGAAGAACAUUCAUAACAAGCCGCAGAAGCUACACUUGAGGCCUCCAGUGUCCAAGUUUUUCACCACCUUAAUUCCCCAGAUAAUUGUUGUCAGCCCAGGAACUUCUUUCUCCAUCUCGGUCACCUUUAGACCACUACAGAGGUGUGAGUACGAGGACAGCAUUGAGUUUCAAAGUAAAGAUGGCAGCUUCCAAGUAUGUCUCCGCGCCACCAUUCCCUGUUAUGCCUUGGAGGUGCCUGACUCUGUGCUGCUGCCACUCUGUGCUGUUCAACACUCCUCCCAUACCACUUUCCAACUUAAAAAUGCAAGUAAACUCCAGACAUGUUUCCAAUGGGUGUGUGCAGCACCGUUCCAGCUGAGCCCUGAGCAUGGCCUGUUGAACCCCAGCCAGGAGUGUCACAUCACUGUGGUCUUCAGGCCACAAGAAGCACUGGUGUACCAGCAGCAGGCCUAUUGCAGGUUCGGAGAGGAAGGGGACAAAGCAGGGAGCUGCUGCACUGUGCUGCUGCAGGCACUAGCCAAAUACCCAUGUCUUCAGCUGAGAGAUCAAGCUACCAAGGAGGAAAAAGAACACGGGGGUUCAGUGCUGCACUUUGGUUCUGUGGCAGUUGGCCAGUGUUUGCAGAAACACUUUGAUAUCUUCAACCCCUCUCCUGUGACUGCAUCUUUCUCUCUGUCACGACUGUCUGGCAGGGUGCCUUUGUUUGGGUCAGAGUUCACUUGUGAUGUGACAAGGGGUAAUGUGGCACCUGGUGAAUCACUACAAGUUACAGUCACCUAUUCUCCUGCUGUGGUGGAAACUGUAUCUGUCGAGUACUUAUCUCUAAAAUGCAGAGGGGCACUUAAUGAAACCCUGCUCAAACUCACUGGAAGCUGUAUAGGUCCCAAAGUUUCCUUGUCCACCUCUGUGGUGGACUUUGGCUGUGUUGAGGAAGGAGGGGCAGUCAUACAGACAAUGGAGCUGGUUAAUUCUUCGUCUGUUGAGACCAUCUACCAAUGGGACCUUGACUGUAGUGGGCACAGUGUGUUCAGUAUCCAGCCAGCAAGUGGCACUGUACACCCACAUAGCCAUACAACACUGAAGGCAGUCUAUAGGCCCACUCAUCCCACUGCACACCACAGGAGAGUGGCAUGUCUCAUACUGCACAGGGACCCUCUGUUCAUUGACCUGAUUGGUACCUGUCACUCAGAGCUUCAGCAGCCAGCCAUACUGAAACCUGAACACUUGGUUUUGUACAAGCUUCACUGUGCUACUGUUGUAUUGAGAACUCCCAUGGAGGAAUUCUUCCAAUCUUGCUUGGGGUAUAUGGAUCCUCUCUCUUCCAGUUCUUCAUUGUCUCCACAUAUAUCUGCGGUGCCAAGUGAGCUGCUGUUUAAUCACAAAACGUCCUCCUCCUCACCUACGUCAUUCACUUCCUCUCAGUUUGUCUCCAUCACCAACCACACUAGGGGAAACUCAGGUACCACUGCCUGCCUUGGCCUGGUGUGGACUGUUGCCAGAGACUCUCCAUUUACAGUUUCUCCCUCAUCAUGUGACCUGGGACCACUGAAGUCCACUUCAUUCAGAGUGACCUAUGACCCCAAACAGCUCAACACUUUGCACGGAGCACAACUUGAGUGCUUUGCAUACGAUAAAAUGGAUAAUCAUCACAUCAGUCAGCAGCUGCUGUGUCCACCCUGGUGUGUGACUGUCAGAGUCAUUGGCCACUCUUUUCAGCCUGGCAAAGAGCACUUCAUCCCAUGCUGCUCUCUGAAGUCCCCUCAAGUGGUGUUUCCGGCCCUGAGUGCUCUGUCCUAUCGGACAGUGCUCCUCCAGAAUGGUGGAGACCUGCCCCUCACUUUCUGUCUGAACCGCAGCUCAGACCCUAUUCUGGCAGAAUCAGUGUGUGUAAUUCCAAACUGUGGUCUGAUCCAGCCUGGGCAUCACCAGAUCCUCACCCUCAGAACUACUCCAACAGAGGACAGUCCCAAAAGGGGGUUCAGUUUACAGCUGCAGCUCAAUGCAGCUAAACACACAAAGGAACUGACAGUUGUGAGUGCUGUGGAAAAGCUGUGUGUGUCUUUGGAAGGAGAUGGCAGUUUAUAUUUUCAGCCAACAGCAGUGGGCUCACAGACACAACGCUCCCACCAGAUCAGGAAUCUCAGCAGUGUACCCCUAUGGUUCCAGUGGAGCAUUCCAGAGCCAGACCAGGAGCUUAUCUUUGUAGAACCAGAUGCUGGUGAACUGUAUCCCAAUGAAAUCUCAGUCCAGACAUGGUCCUUCAGUCCACUGGCAGAGAGAGCAUACACACUCAAACCUACUCUUACCUUCUGGCCAAUCCAGACUGAUGGAUGUAACAAGUCACACCUCACCCUUAAAGUGAUGGGAAUGGGCUGCACGGGCUUCAUAGAGGCAGAAAAACCAGUUCUGGAUGUAGAGGAGACUCUAGUUGGAAGUUAUCGGUCAAUUGAAGUUCCCCUGGUGAACAACAGCCCCUGUCCUGUGUCCUUUUGUCUCUCUGUACAGCAGAUACUUCUGGAUGAGGAACUUAUUUAUGAUCCAGACACUGAGCCUAGUGCUCUACAGCUGGACUGUGAGAGGGGAACCAUCGCCUCACACUCCACAAUGAUGCUGCGAUCUACUGUGAGACCAUACAGGCGAGCCCAGUACUUGUGGAAAAUCAGCUACCACACUUUGAAUGCCAGUGGGUUUGUGUUAUCCUCUCCUCAGGCACUAUGUGAAGUGCGAGCUAAGGGUGUGUUUCCCACCCUACAGGUGACUGAUGUGUGCAGUGGUGGCAGUGUGAGCACACUCAGCAAGGUGCAUCUAUGGAAACUCUUCUCAUUGGACAGCCUCAACAUGCACCUGUUAUCCAGCCCCUCCUCUGCAGAACUCACCUAUGGAACCCCCACCAGGCACAGUCUGCGCAGUUGUCCCUCCAUUUUCACCAAAGCUGUGUUGGAUUUCAACUUUAGUGCCGCUCCCGUGAAUUCAGACCCCUCAGCUUUUGUGCUGAUGUUUCACAACCCUGGUUCCAUCCCUGUUGAUUGGGCAUUCCUGUUUCCAGAGGACCAACAGAUAGAGUUGGAGUACUGGGCAGAAACAGGAGAGUUCAGCAGCACUGAGCUGUACCAGAUGAAGGUUCAAGACAAUCGCGUGUUCAGCAUUUCUCCUCGUUCUGGAACUCUGCACCCAGGCCAGCAGAGGGCAGUACGUUUCAGCUACAGCCAUGACUUUGCUGGGACGGAUCGGUUUCCUGUUGUAUUCAAACUCUCUUAUGGCAGAGAGAUCUUGCUUAACUUCCAGGGGGUGACAGUGGAGAGAGACAGACCAUAUCUCCAUUUUGCCUCCAAUCAACAUGUGUUCACCUCUGUAACUAUCGGGGACUGCAGUCCUCCGAGGCAGGUGUAUGAAUUACACAAUGCUGGUGCAGUUCCAGUCCGUUAUAAAGUGGACACAGCCGUGUUGUCACAGCUUCAGAUGGACAACUUUAACCAUCCAGCGCUGUGCUGCCUCAGUCCAGAGGGAGAGGUCCCUCCUGGGAAGACAGCUGCGUUGGAAUGGAUCUUUUCUCCACUGGAGGCUAAGAUGUAUCAUAUCGAUAUUCCUGUCCACAUCCAGGAUGGGGACUCGAAACUGGUGAGGUUUGAGGGAUGUGGGUUUGAUACUGCAACAAUGAUCUCCUCAAACCCAUUUAACUGCAGUGAUACUAAGGGAUCCGUACCCUGUGCCCAGAGGGUGCCCUUCCCAGGACAGGUGGUAUUCCUGUCUGAGGACAGUGUGUCUCUUGGUGACGUUCCUGUGUGCUCACAGUCUUCAAGAAUCCUCUUCCUCACCAAUGUGUCUCACACAGACACUGUCCACUAUACAUGGGACCUGCCACAGCAGGGCAACCAGCAGGUGGUGCAGAUCCAUCCAGAGCGAGGCAGCCUGUGUCCAGGGGAGUGUACUCUUUGUGUCCUUACCUUCACUUCUACUGACUACCCCACCAUUUAUCGGCUAGAUCUCAUCUGUCAGGUUAAUCAGGAAUCUGCACUGAAUCUGUAUCGUGAAGCUUUGCAACGCUUGGAGGAGGAGAAAGAGAGACAGCAAGAUGAAUUCACUAUCACAGACAGGAACCUUUCAGAAAGCCAAGGAGAUCUGAUACAUAAGGAACCUGUAGCAGCUCCAGUAAGAAAAGGGCCACCGCUCAGGAAAUAUAAGACUCUUCCUCCUAUCUGUGCCAGCAGUAGCAGUGAAACAGUGGGCACUAUAUGUACUAAGCUAACAAGAGCUGAGCGGCGCGCACGCCGAGAAACACCAAGAGUACGGAGGCAGCCUGAACCACCCCAACCUGCUCUGUUGCACCUGGAAGUUACUGCACACUCCCACGGGCUUCUGGAGUACCUCAUGCACUUUCCUGUCCAGUUCAAUAAGCUUUAUAGGUGCCUCCACUCAGUCAAGCACAGGAACCCUGAAACCACUUCAAGAACGUCCCUUUCUGUUGGCCUGCCUCCACCAACACAUGGCCCUGAGAAAGACAUCCCCAUGCAUGUACUCACUUCUCUGCUAAGGGACAUACUUGAUGAUUCAGCUUUUGCCCAGUCUCUGAUUACUUUAGCUUCAAAACCCAUCACCUACCAGCCAACAAAAUCCUCUAACUCCACCCCUGUCUGUCCCGCAUCAUCCUCUUCCCCUCAAGUGUUGUUGGACGGGACAAAGGCUGGAUUGAGUGAAGAGCACACCACAGAGGACAGGGAGGGGACUGGAGGAUGUUCAGGAAACAUGCAACACACUGAACAUGUGCCCGCUGACAUGAGCGAAGGUGUUUUGCUGAACACCCUCCAGAACCUGAUGAUGGAAGCUAUCAGUGGAGAGCUUGUCCUUACAGCUCACCCACGCACAGUUAUCUUGCCACCUGUUUCUACCAGAACCAAGAGGAUGUCCAGAGCCAUGGUUGAGGUGGAGAAACGCAAAAACGAACCAGUGGAGUAAUUUGAAGCCUUGCCAUCUACCCAUCAUCCCAGAGGCACAUGUCUCUCCAUUGUUGUCAUGGAAAUUGUGCUUAACACACAUCAGCUGUCUUCUUUCCCCUGUUCAGGUUGCCCUGACAUAUGAUUUGUGCCUCUUCUGUAUCCCUCUGAGUCCCAUCUAUUGUUUUCUUUCCUUUGUGCAGUUUUAUUCAUGUGUUUUUCCUUCCAAGCUUGGCAUGUCUCUGCAGUCACUUUGUUUCAUCUCGCUUUCUUGUGAUGAUGAGACUACUGACUCCUCCAUAAAUAUUUCAUAAAUGAGGUUACAGUUAUAUUAAGUCAUUACCAAAGGAUUGGGCAUCAAUAAAAGAGAGCUUCUGACUCCAAAAACAUCAUCAUCUGAUUGGUUUGAAUAGCAAGUUAAUGGGAAACAUGGAAAAUUCACAAUGUGGCAAUGAUUAGAAACAUACCCAGAGGCUACUUGACAGUGAUGUAUUGUAUACUAUGUUUUGUUUCCUUUUGUAUUUGUCUGACAUUCUGCAAGACUGCUGCAUGAAAACUGACAAGAUCAUUUUUUAUGGCUGAGGAUACAAAAGGACACA